GCGCGGAGUCGAGCGGAGCGGAGCGCGGAGCCUCGGAGCCAGCGCGUCCCGCCGGCAGCGCCACCCGCACAGACAGCUGCUCCACCCCAUGUGAAAGCCAGAAAAUAACAUGAAGAUUCUGCAGGGCAAGAUGCGGUACUGGCUGAUCCCGGCUUUUCUGGCAGUGGUUUAUUUCUGCACCAUCGUCCAGGGUCAAGUGUCCCCCCCCACGAGGCUCAGAUACAACGUGCUGUCUCAGGACAGCAUUCAGAUCUCAUGGAAAGCUCCCAGGGGGAAGUUUGGUGGCUACAAACUUCUCGUGACUCCAGCUUCAGGAGGAAAAACCAAUCAACUGAAUCUGCAAAGCACUGCAACGAAAGCCAUUAUUCAAGGUCUUAUGCCGGAGCAGAACUACACGGUUCAAAUUAUUGCCUACCACAAGGACAAGGAGAGCAAGCCGGCGCAGGGCCAGUUCCGAAUUAAAGAUUUAGAAAAAAAGAAGGAUCCAACGAAGCCCAGAGGCAAGGUCGUGGACAAAGGAAACGGGAGUAGACCGGCUUCCCCAGAAGAGGCCAAGUUCGUCUGCCAGACGCCCGCGAUCGCCGACAUCGUCAUCCUGGUGGACGGGUCCUGGAGCAUCGGGCGCUUUAACUUCCGGCUGGUGCGGCUCUUCCUGGAGAACCUGGUCACGGCCUUCAACGUGGGCUCUGGGGACACGCGAGUCGGUCUUGCCCAGUACAGUGGUGACCCCAGGAUAGAGUGGCACCUGAAUGCCUUCAGCACAAAAGAUGAAGUCAUUGAAGCCGUGCGAAAUCUUCCCUACAAAGGAGGAAACACGCUGACCGGUCUUGCUCUGAACUACAUAUUUGAAAAUAGCUUUAAGCCCGAAGCAGGAUCAAGGACUGGAGUCGCCAAAAUUGGUAUUUUGAUCACGGACGGGAAGUCUCAGGAUGACAUUGUCCCGCCGUCCAGGAGGCUGCGUGAAUCUGGAGUGGAGCUCUUCGCCAUAGGUGUGAAGAACGCGGACCUGAGUGAGCUGCAGGAGAUCGCCUCGGAGCCCGACAGCAGCCACGUGUACAACGUGGCCGAGUUCGACCUGAUGCACACGGUGGUGGAUAGCCUGACAAGGACGGUGUGCUCCGGCGUGGAGGAGCAGGACAGGGAGAUCAGAGCCUCAGCCCUUACCACCACCGGGCCACCGACAGAGCUGAUUACAUCGGCAGUCACUGCCAGGAGCUUCAUGGUGAACUGGACUCACGCCCCAGGCAACGUGCAGAAAUACAGGGUCGUGUAUUACCCUACCAGAGGUGGAAAACCGGAAGAGGUGGUGGUGGACAGAAGUGUGACUUCUCUCGUGCUGAAAAACUUAAUGUCUUUAACUGAGUACCAGGUAGCCGUCUUUGCGGUCUAUGCUCACACUGCCAGCGAAGGCCUGCGGGGAACAGAAACUACACUUGCUCUGCCCAUGGCUUCCGACCUGGAACUGUACGAUGUGACCGAGAGCAGCCUGCGUGUCAAGUGGGACCCGGUGCCAGGGGCCACGGGGUACCUGGUCCUCUAUGCACCUCUCACAGAGGCGCUGGCUGGGGAUGAGAAGGAGAUGAAGAUCGGAGAAACCCACACAGACAUCGAGCUGACCGGGCUGGUCCCCAACACGGAAUACACGGUCACGGUGUACGCGAUGUUUGGGGAAGAGGCCAGCGAUCCUGUUACGGGACAGGAAACGACAUUACCUUUAACUCCACCGACAAACCUGAGAAUCUCCAAUAUCGGCUCCAACAGUGCUCGGUUAUCCUGGGACCCAACCUCCAGAAAGAUCAGUGGUUACCGAAUUGUCUAUACCAGCGCAGAUGGGACUGAAAUCAAUGAGGUUGAGGUCGACCCCAUCACCACGUUCCCUCUGAAAGGCCUGACCCCGCUCACUGAGUACUCCGUUGCUGUUUUCUCCAUCUAUGAGGAAGGGCAGUCUUUGCCUCUGGUUGGAACUUUCACCACAGAGGAAAUCCCAGCCCAGCAGUACUUGGAAAUUGACGAGGUGAAGACAGACGGCUUCCGAGUGACCUGGCACCCGCUCUCGGCCGAGGAGGGGCAGCACAAGCUGAUGUGGAUUCCCGUCUAUGGUGGGAAGACCGAAGAGGUGGUGCUACAAGAAGAGCAGGACUCCUACGUCAUCGAAGGCCUGGAUCCCGGCACUGAGUAUGAAGUUUCGCUCCUGGCUGUGCUCGAUGACGGCAGUGAGAGUGAGGUGGUGACCGCCGUGGGGACCACGCUUGACAGUUUUUGGACAGAACCAGCCACAACCAUAGCACCAACCAGUCCAGUAACAACAGUUUUCCCGACAGGAAUCAGAAACUUGGUUGUAGACGAGGAAACGCCCUCCAGCCUGCGGGUGUCGUGGGACAUUUCCGACAGCAAUGUGGAGCAGUUUAGGGUGACCUACCUGACAGCUCCAGGGGACCCCGCGGAGGAAGUGGUAGGAACGGUCAUGGUCCCUGGGAGCCAGAACAGCAUUGUUCUGAAGCCCCUUCUCGCAGCUACAGAAUACAAAGUCACCGUGACGCCCAUCUACUCGGAUGGAGAAGGUGUCAGCGUCUCCGCCCCUGGAAGAACCUCACCAUCCUCGGCGCCCCAAAAUUUAAGGGUCUCGGAAGAAUGGUAUAACCGGCUUCGCAUCUCCUGGGAUCCCCCACCUGGGCCUGUAAAGGGCUACAGGAUUGUCUACAAGCCUGUCAGCGUUCCAGGGCCAACCCUGGAGACGUUUGUGGGUGCUGACAUCAACACCAUUCUCAUCACGAACCUCCUCAGCGGGAUGGACUACAGCGUGAAGAUCUUCGCCUCCCAGGCUGCAGGCUUCAGCGACUCCCUAACGGGCAUGGUGAAAACACUGUUCUUGGGUGUGACCAAUCUCCAAGCGCAUCAGGUUGAAAUGACCAGCUUGUGUGCUCGGUGGCAGGUGCAUCGCCAUGCCACAGCCUACAGGAUCGUUGUGGAAUCUGUCCAGGAUACACAAAAGCAAGAAUCUACUGUGGGAGGAGGGACAAACAGACACUGCUUCUACGGACUUCAGCCAGACUCCGAGUAUAAAAUCAGCGUCUACACCAAGCUCCAGGAGCUGGAGGGACCGAGUGUGAGCAUAACGGAGAGAACACGGUCCCGUCCUACCCAGCCACCAACUUUCCCUCCAACCAUUCCACCGGCCAAAGAAGUGUGUAAAGCUGCCAAGGCAGACCUGGUGUUCAUGGUGGACGGGUCUUGGAGCAUAGGAGACGACAACUUCAACAAGGUCAUCAACUUCCUAUACAGCACGGUUGGCGCCCUGGACAGGAUUGGCGCAGAUGGAACUCAAGUGGCCAUGGUUCAGUUUACUGACGACCCCAGGACAGAAUUCAAACUAGAUGCUUACAAAACCAAGGAGACUCUUCUGGACGCCAUUAAACGCAUUUCGUACAAAGGGGGAAAUACAAAAACAGGCAAAGCAAUGACACACGUCCGAGACACCCUGUUCGCGGCAGAGGCGGGGACGAGAAGGGGCGUCCCAAAGGUCAUUGUGGUGAUAACGGACGGGAGGUCGCAGGAUGAAGUGAGCAGAAUCUGCAGGGAGAUGCAGGCGGACGGCUACAACAUUUUUGCCGUGGGCGUGGCUGACGCAGAUUACUCCGAGUUGCUCAGCAUUGGCAGCAAGCCCAGUGCCCGCCAUGUUUUCUUUGUGGAUGACUUUGAUGCCUUUAAGAAAAUUGAAGAUGAAUUAAUCACUUUUGUCUGUGAAGCUGCGUCAGCAACCUGUCCAAUGGUGCACAAGGAUGGCAUUGAUAUUGCAGGAUUUAAGAUGAUGGAAAUGUUUGGUUUGGUUGAAAAGGAUUUUUCAUCAGUGGAAGGGGUUUCUAUGGAGCCUGGUACCUUCAACGUGUAUCCAUGUUACCAACUGCACAAAGAUGCCCUGGUCUCCCAGCCAACCAAGUAUUUGCAUCCGGAAGGAUUGCCUUCUGACUACACAAUCACUUUCCUUUUCCGGAUCCUUCCUGACACGCCACAGGAACACUUUGCUCUUUGGGAAAUUUUAAAUAAAAAUUCUGACCCGUUGGUCGGGAUCAUUUUAGAUAAUGGUGGGAAAACUCUAACUUAUUUCAACUACGACCAUGCUGGGGAUUUUCAAACUGUCACUUUUGAAGGCCCCGAAAUUAGGAAGAUUUUCUACGGGAGCUUUCACAAGCUACAUGUGGUCGUCAGCAAGACUUUGGUCCAAGUGGUUGUUGACUGCAAGCAAGUGGGCGAGAAGGCAAUAAAUGUAUCGGCUAACGUCACGUCAGACGGAGUAGAAGUCCUAGGGAGAAUGGUUAGGUCGAAGGAACCAAAUGGAAAUUCUGCACCAUUCCAGUUACAGAUGUUUGACAUCCUCUGCUCUACAUCGUGGGCCAGCAGAGACCAGUGCUGCGAGCUUCCAGGCCUGAGGGAUGACCAGGCCUGCCCCGAACUCCCCCAUUCUUGCGCCUGUUCUCAAACCAACGAAGUGGCCCUGGGUCCGGCUGGCCCACCGGGUGGUCCAGGACUUCGUGGACCGAAGGGCCAGCAAGGUGAACAGGGUCCAAAGGGACCAGAGGGUCCUCGGGGGGAAUCAGGCCCUGCAGGACCUCAGGGACCCCCAGGACCUCAAGGACCAAGUGGUAUGUCCAUUCAAGGAAUGCCGGGAAUGCCGGGAGAGAAGGGAGAGAAAGGAGACACUGGCUUUCCUGGGCCACAGGGUGUCCCAGGAGGUGUGGGCUCGCCAGGACGUGAUGGUUCACCCGGCCAAAGGGGUUUUCCUGGAAAAGAUGGUUCCUCCGGCCCCCCAGGACCCCCAGGGCCAAUUGGCAUUCCUGGAGCACCCGGAGUCCCCGGGAUCACAGGCAGCGUGGGACCACAAGGCGCCCUGGGGCCACCUGGUGUCCCUGGAGCAAAGGGAGAGCGAGGCGAACGAGGUGACCUGCAGUCUCAAGCCAUGGUGAGGGCAGUGGCGCGGCAAGUGUGUGAGCAGCUCAUCCAAAGUCACAUGGCCAGGUACACAGCCAUCCUCAACCAGAUCCCCAGCCACUCCUCAUCCACCCGGACCAUCCAGGGGCCCCCUGGGGAGCCCGGGAGGCCCGGCUCACCCGGAACCCCUGGCGAACAAGGACCCCCUGGUGCCCCUGGCUUCCCUGGAAACACAGGCUUGCCGGGCACCCCAGGAGAUCGAGGUCUAACUGGUCUCAAGGGAGAGAAAGGAAAUCCAGGUGUUGGAACUCAAGGUCCAAGAGGCCCCCCUGGACCAGCAGGGCCUUCAGGGGAGAGUCGGCCUGGCAGCCCAGGGCCCCCCGGCUCUCCUGGACCAAGGGGUCCUCCAGGUCACCUGGGGGUACCAGGGCCACAAGGACCUACUGGCCAGCCUGGCUAUUGCGACCCGUCAUCAUGUUCUGCCUAUGGCGUGGGAGAUCUGAUCCCUUACAACGAUUACCAGCACUGACGUGGAUGUCCUCCACUCUGGACACCUCGGCAUGGGCAUUUGGCUAUGGAUACAGAACUGUCCUGUUGACCGCCACGACUAAGCCCCUGCCCCUAACAGCAGGCACUCCUCUUUCCUGCCUCAACUGCUUCCCUGCUUUCCACUUCAGAUCUUUUGCCCUUCCUGCUCCAGAUGUGCUAGAGUGAUGACACUGGGACACAACCAAAUCGUGCAGUCAAUGACAAUAUGAGCGACUGCACCGGAUCAGCCUGGAUGGAGGUGUACAGUUGUACACUGACAGUUUAUCCCCAGCCCCCUGUGUGAGGGGUCUGUAAUCAGCUGCACGAUGCUCUCUCCUCCAUCCUGUCCCCACGCAGGCACAUGAGUCUUUCUCUGCCUGGUCCCUCUACUGUCCUUUCCUCACCUGGCCUUUUCCCCUAUUGUCUCCCAAGGAUGGACUUCUAACAUGAGAUUGAUUUUUAAAUUUUAUUUUUCUUUUUGUAAUUCUUCUGCAUUUUCAGGGUUUCUUUUGUAAAUAAAACACACACUAUUUAAGCCCUUGGCUGUGAUUCUAGUUUUCUAGCCAUUUCUCUAACAGUUGUCCUUUCUUCCUUUUGCUAACCCUGAGACCCGGGAAAGGGGGCAGUGGCCCGGGUGUGGUGGGUCAGGCAGCUGCUGCUUUCUGUGCAUGCAGGAUAUCUCUGUAGCUGAUGACCAAAGCUGUGUCUCUGAGGACCCACUGAGGGGAGGAUAUCAAUUCGUGGUCUCUGGGUUCUAUCAAGUCCCCACCCCACUUUUCCUCUUUAGCCCCCCAUCCAGAUCAACCUGAAUUCACCCCUGUCCAAGAUGAGCAGGAAGCCUUGGAACUGUGGGGCUCUGGGAUCUGACAGCCUCCGAGGACAUUGGAAGACCAACGGCAAGACCUCUUAAAGAACUUUACCCAAGAAAAUGUUGUCACGGGGUUUGUAUGCUGGGGAACUCGUGUCUGCAGCCUAAAUCUCCUCCUUGGAUAGUAUUACUACUACUGUGAUUAUUAACAAAAGUCAUAUUUUUAAAAAUCCCUUUAAUCUAUGACACCAUAGAAAUGAUUUCCAUUUGCUGUUUUCUUCAGAGAAGAGUGCCCAAACAAUAAUUGGAAAAAUAAAUUAAACCCUGGAAUCUUGUGUAGCAGAUGAUCUCAAGUUCUAAAAUGAACAAGAUAGGUAUGGCAAUGUUGGAGGGAAAUGGGCCCCACCAGAAAAAGAAUGAGUCAAAGAGAAUCACAGAUUAUACCACCAAUCCAACCCUAUGGGAAUGAUUUUGCUGAUAAGAAAAAGGAUUCAAUAUCAGUGACACUACCUCUUGCAUAAUUGAUCUGUCCAACUCUGAGAUCAUGUAGUGGCUGGUUUCACGGGUAUCCAAAAAUAAGCUCUAGUGUGUAAUUUUUCUGGAUUUCAUAAUUUAAAGAGUGGACCUAGCUUCUCAGUGGUUUUUGACUCAUGUGAAGUAACGACUUUCCACCAGCUCUGAUUUGUCAGGUAGUAUGUCCCAGGGCUUGCCUCUCCUUGUCUGCAGGGAUUACUUAGUACAUGCAGAAAAGUUUUUGAGAACAUGUUUCUAUUUUCUUUUGUAAGCAAAUAAAAAUUUAAAACAAAG
Molecule: messenger RNA, 7069 nt
Organism: Chinchilla lanigera (long-tailed chinchilla)
Lineage: Eukaryota; Metazoa; Chordata; Mammalia; Rodentia; Chinchillidae
Gene: Col14a1
Product: collagen, type XIV, alpha 1
Exons: 48
Coding region: 110-5455 (1781 amino acids)
Cellular component (GO): interstitial matrix
Molecular function (GO): protein binding
Source: RefSeq, a predicted model, not a curated record